This is a messenger RNA of Pelobates cultripes (western spadefoot toad), 2366 nucleotides long. Lineage: Eukaryota; Metazoa; Chordata; Amphibia; Anura; Pelobatidae. The record is from the annotation of a GenBank genome assembly.
UCCAACUCCACUGAAUGAUUUUGGUCUAUUUGAGACCAAUUAAGAUAUAGAUCCCAUAAUAGUACCCGAAUAGUGGCUUCAAAGAAAAUGGUGUUCUAUUCUUGAGUCUUGAUAUUUAUUUUUUACAGUAUAAUGAGAAUUCAGAGGAAAACCGUUGAUAUGUUUACCACUAAAAUCCACUAAUAUUGCAAAGUUGCAGGUGUCUGGCUAUGGACUGCCUCUUCCUCCUAUUUACGCAUCUAGCUGAGCGCCCACUGAUUUUGAUCACAAGAUGCAUUUUUAUAUACACAAUUUACCUUCUACCCGAGGCUGAUACUUUGCGCUAACAAUGAGGGCUUCUUAUCACUCACUGCUUGUGAUACUUGUCAAUUUUUGGGGUAAGUAUUACAUCAUUUACUAUUCAAAUUAACAUGAAAAAAAAUCUGAAUAAAAGCUGAACUGUCACUUCUGAGAUAUUUGCAAAACAAUAACUAACUAGCUCAUUUAAGUCCUAGUAUUUUUGGAUAAGGUUUUCAAAUGAUUUAAUACUUUUAAAUACACUUUUAAAAAUUUAAUUAAUUUUACUUAAUAAAGUAUAAAAAUAUAUUGUGUGUUUAUAUAUAUGUCGUAUGGCUUUUCCGUGCAUGUGCUAGAGCGCACAUUAGCACACCUGGUGCAUCAUGGGGUGCCAACAUAGACACAGAGGUGCAGUGGAAAUUGGUCAGUAUCUGAACAGCCGCACCUGUACGCUUAGAUCCCAAAAAUAGUUUUCAGCUAUACUCACAGUAAAGAAAUCCAGGACCCUAAAGCCUUUAUACCAUCAUGGAUUGGAUGUUACCAUCAUUAAUAACAAUUAAACAUUUGUUAAAUUUUUCUGUUCUCAUGUUCAAAUUGGAUGAUGUUUGUCCAUGUUAUUUAGUUAGGGAUCAUAUGCUAGUGAUUAUAUUUCUGUAUGUAUACAAUUGUGUUUUAAACUGCAAUUUAAAUUUUAUAUUAUUUAAUUAAAAAAUUAUUGAACAUGAUACAUGAUGGUUUGUUCUCUACCCAGAGCAAAAUAAAAAAAAUAUGAAGUAUUAAAAAUGCUGCACUACUAUAUAUGUUUAACAAUGUAACUCAGCUACAAAUAUAUAUCACAUCUUAAUGCAUGCAAUUCUACCUGGAACUAAUUGUAUGCCAAUAGGUUAAACCAUUGAUCCAUUUUUUUGUGGUGGUUAGAAACACCAUACACUUAUGUGCACACUAACUGCUUUAUUAGACGUAAUAAUAAUUGAACUUUAAUUGUAUUACUCCCCAGUGAAUAUUCUGGGACUUAUUUGGGUCACCAGGACUAAAUACUGAAAUUUAGCAUGGCGGAUACGAAUGGCAAAUCUGAGGCUAAAGAAGACAGGCUGUGACUAUGUAGAUGAAGUGGAGAAUUAUUCCAGAUUAGCUAUUGAUGCCUUAAGAUUUCAAUCAGAUUAAAUUCACAAUGAAUUAGAGUUUAGUGAAUAACCAUGUAAGGAUGAAGGACUGAAUGUCCACUUUGGAAGUUAGUUGCCCCAGUCUUUAAUUCCUACAUAUUGAGGGCAUUGCUAACAGCAUAAUUUUUUCUGUUUAUUUUUAGGUGAGAAUUCUGCACUCCAGCUGAUGCAAGGUGAUAGCAUCUCAAUAGUCCAAAAAGGACACGGAGUAACUUUGAAUUGUAGCAUGGAAGGGGGGCAAAUGGGCAGCUACUAUAUGUUCUGGUACAAAAAGGACAGCAAAGGACAAAUUAUUUUUGUUUACAGAGAAGGAGAUGUGUAUGGACCAGGCUUUCACGAUAUUGUUGUCGGGAAUGUUAAAGCUUCCAUCAAUUUGUUCACCCUACAUAUCAAAAGCUCUGCUCUGACAGAUCAUGGUAUUUAUUACUGUGCUUCAUGCUCGGCACAGUGCAAAAUACUUGCAUUGUUUAAUACAAUAAACUCUCUCUGCACUACAUAAUUGCUUUCAAUAUCAAAUACUCUCCUGCUCCCAGCACCUCUUUAACCCCCUUUUAUUGAGGUUUCAUAAAAAAUAGAUUUUCCACCCAGGCCACAUGAAUUAGAGAAGCUCCCCAUUUAAAUAUAAAACUAAUCCCAAAAACAAAUGAUGUCUACCAGGAAGGCAGGUUAUUUUUUUAAAUCAAUGUACAAUGUAUAUAUCAAUACAUUUUACAGAUAUAGUUUUCAUAAAGGCUAGGAAAAUCCCAUCCAGUUCCUAAAAUAUUUGAAAAAUGAAAGAUGGGGAGUGGCACUUUUUAAUCUUAUGCAUGCAUAACAUGCACGGUUGAAAUUACUGUAUGUAUAACUGUCCUUUUAUACAGGAAUGAGGAAUCAUGGGAAGAAGUGGCAGGAGUAUUAUGCAUUCGCUAUUUGCCACCUAGGCCAGAG